UGCGUCAGUGUUGUUUGGCUACAUGGGAAAUGACGUUUGUGGAUGUUCUGGAAAGAGCCAGAUUUUUUUCCCAAGAGCCGGGCGGAAUGGGUUUUAUAUAAAGCCAGUUGCAGGCAGGGCAGGGAGAGUGAGUGAGCAGCACCGAGAGAGAAGCUUGUCAGCCCAACGUUGGCAGACUGGCAGGAGGUGUCUGGUAAUUAACCCGCUGCGUCAUCUCGGAGCCUUUUGCCUGCUUUUGAAGGGGAAUCUGCAGUCUUCCAACGUACGAUGGGCAAAGAUUAUUACAGCACUCUGGGGUUGCAGAGAGGAGCUUCCGACGAAGAGAUCAAGAAGGCUUAUCGCAAGCAAGCUCUGAAAUGGCAUCCGGAUAAGAACAAGUCGCCCAACGCAGAGGACAGGUUCAAGGAGGUAGCCGAAGCCUACGAGGUGUUGAGCGACCCCAAGAAGAGGGAAAUCUACGAUCAGUUCGGGGAAGAAGGUUUGAAAGGAGGAGCUGGUGGGACUGAUGAGCAGGGAGGAACGUUCCGGUACACUUUCCACGGAGACCCUCAUGCCACCUUUGCUGCAUUCUUUAAUGGUGUCAACCCUUUCGAGAUGUUCUUUGGAAGGAGGAUGGCAAAUGGCCAACAUGAAGAGGCCAUGGACGUGGACUCUGACCUCUUUGGCCACUUUGGGGGCUUCAGCAUGAAUGGCUUCCCCAGGGAUCGGCACAGAGGAGGGAUGAUGGGGCAGGUGCAGCGCAAGCAGGAUCCCCCCAUCAUCCAUGAGCUCCGAGUGUCCUUGGAGGAGAUCUACAAUGGCUCCACCAAGAGGAUGAAGAUUUCCAGGAAGCGGCUCAACCCCGAUGGCAGGAGCAUCAGGAUGGAGGACAAAAUACUGACCAUUGAAAUUAAAAAGGGCUGGAAGGAGGGAACUAAGAUCACAUUCCCAAAGGAAGGUGACGAAAUGCCCAACACUAUUCCAGCAGACGUGGUUUUUGUCCUGAAGGAUAAGCCUCAUCCCCACUUCAAGAGGGACGGAUCAAAUAUUGUCUACCAUGCUCGGGUCAGCCUAAGGGAGGCUCUGUGCGGGUGUACAAUUCACGUGCCCACCAUGGAAGGCAGGUCUGUCUCAUUAACGACUCAGGAAGUGAUUAAGCCAGGCGCAAGAAAGAGAAUAAGUGGCAAAGGAUUGCCAUUCUCAAAAAACCCCAACCAACGAGGUGAUCUAAUCGUGGAAUUCGAGGUCAGCUUCCCGGACUUUAUACCCACAUCAUCCAAAGAGGUGUUGAAGCGACACUUACCCAUCUCGUAGAUGGGAAGACUUAUUUCUUUUCCUCAGUAGUAUCACACUCUUGUAUAUACUGACAUGACUGCUUUGAAGUAUUGUGCUUGCACACCCCGGGAAGAAGCAUCAGUAACUGUUUCAAGAGAUUUCUCGAACAGCAAUAACUUUUUGUCAUGGUUCUUAAAAGGCAAGCUUUUCACUGUAUUCUGUUCAGAGCAAAUGUGGAACUUUUUGUACAUUUUUUUUUAUUUAGCAAAUUGUUUAUGUCGAUACGAAUGCUGGCUGACUUAAGCCAGUAUCGUUUAAAGACUGUCAAAGAAAUGAAUGCUAACGUGUUGAUGUGAAUGCUCCAUUCAAGAACUUGUUCUCAAGGAUGAAUUUCCAGGAUUUGGAAUGCACUAUGUGCUGUUAGCAACAUGUGUUUGUAUGCUGUCAUGUUAUCCACUAUAUAAUGUGUGUUUUUAUCAGUUUAGCACUUUCAUAAAGAAAUGUACCAUAAUUCUUUAAAUAUGUUCAUCACAGUGCAAUUUCAGCCCCUGUCUCUGCACACUGUCAAUUAGCUUGACAGCUGUUUGGAAAUGUGACAUUAUGAUGUAUAAUAAGCAGAUUGUUGGCUAAAAAAUGACAAGACCACUUAAAUAGUGAAAAUACCUACUGUGUUCUCAAAUUUCUCGCUCCCCCCCCCCCCCCAUUCAAAUCUGGAGAGCCCUUUUCUUUGCGAUAGGUUCUUAAUCAGCAGUGUAGUAGUUUAUCCUUGUGUGCAAUUCAACUACUGCACUGGCAGUUGGGGAUUUAUCGCAAGGUAAAGGACUUCUGAGGUGAGUUAAUUAAGAGAAGAUGCAAGAGGUGCCCUGGUGUGAUAUCAGGAUUUUGUUAGCAGUUUUAUUUGUAACUUAUCAGUAAAUGAAGUGAAUCGAACAAUACGGAUGGUAAUUACUAGGAUUCAAAGUUAAAGCAGGGUUUUUAUUGCAUAUUGUUUGGGAAAAAGUAUUACUUUUUAUUAAUAAAUACAAUACAAAGAUGGUUA
Molecule: messenger RNA, 2293 nt
Organism: Pristis pectinata (smalltooth sawfish)
Lineage: Eukaryota; Metazoa; Chordata; Chondrichthyes; Rhinopristiformes; Pristidae
Gene: dnajb4
Product: DnaJ heat shock protein family (Hsp40) member B4
Exons: 3
Coding region: 268-1293 (341 amino acids)
Cellular component (GO): cytosol
Molecular function (GO): protein-folding chaperone binding
Source: RefSeq, a predicted model, not a curated record